AUGCGGGCAGCUUCGACAUUGCGAGUUCUGCCGAGACUCGUCCAACAACAGCGCGGCUUUGCGACGACGCGGCGGCGGUUGGAGAGCUAUGGCUUCAUCGGCUUAGGACAAAUGGUAUGGCCCUUCAAACACAAUGGCAUUGGAACUCUCAACAAGCUGACUGUUCCAUAUCAGGGUUACCAAAUGGCCAAGAACCUUCAGUCCAAACUGAGUCCCAAAGAUGAGAUUCGCAUCUUUGACAUCAAUAAGGAUGCCGUCUCCAACCUGGCAAAGGAGAUAGACCAGUCUCAGACUGGCGGCGCAAAGGUUGAUGUUGUCGACACUGCACGAGAUGCGUCAAUUGAAGCUGAUACUGUCAUCACCGUUCUCCCCGAGCCAUCCCACGUCAAAGCAGUCUACGCCUCCAUCCUCAAAGACCUGCCCUCCCGCAAGCGCACCUUUAUAGACUGCUCCACCAUCGACCCCUCCUCGUCCCGCGAGGUCGCCGCCUCCGUCUCGGCCUCGACCAGCAACCAGGGCACUUUCGUCGACGCUCCCAUGUCCGGCGGCGUCGUUGGUGCCACGGCCGGCACGCUCACCUUCAUGCUCGGCUGCGACGCCACGCACCUCCCCACCGUCGAGCCGACGCUCCUGCGUAUGGGGCGGCGCGUGCUGCACUGCGGACCGCAGGGGACGGGACUCUCGGCGAAGCUGGCGAAUAACUACCUGCUGGCCAUCAACAACAUUGCCACGGCCGAGGCGAUGAACUUGGGUAUGAAGUGGGGAUUGGAUCCCAAGGUUCUCGCGGGCGUGAUCAACGUCAGUACGGGCAAGUGCUGGCCUAGCGAGGUGAAUAACCCCGUCAAGGGCGUCGUCGAGGGAAGCCCCGCGGGGCGGGAUUAUAAGGGCGGAUUCGGGAUCGGGCUGAUGCGCAAGGAUCUUGGGUUGGCUGUCGUUGCUGCGCGGGAGGCUGGUGCCAAGUUGGAGCUGGCGGGCAAGGCGACUGAGGUGUAUGCCUCUGCUGAGGCUGAGGAGGAGUGUAAAGGCCGGGACUUUUCCGUCGUGUAUCGGUACCUGGGAGGCAAGGAGUGA
Messenger RNA from Colletotrichum fioriniae, 1071 nucleotides. Lineage: Eukaryota; Fungi; Ascomycota; Sordariomycetes; Glomerellales; Glomerellaceae. The record is from RefSeq and is a predicted model, not a curated record.